Messenger RNA from Camelina sativa (false flax), 1053 nucleotides. RefSeq lists its product as uncharacterized. The record is from RefSeq and is a predicted model, not a curated record. Lineage: Eukaryota; Viridiplantae; Streptophyta; Magnoliopsida; Brassicales; Brassicaceae.
AAGAAAAAAAAAGGAGUUACAACAAACUCUUUAAUAUGCUCGGGGACAAGGAUAAGUCGAAACCUGACAAAGAGGUUAGUGCUUGUCCGAUGUUAGGACGCUCGUGUUCUUGUUUCCAAACAGUCGGUGGACUCCGAACGGGAUUACGGUUAAAGAUAACGGCGAUGACGCCGGAAAGUCACCGGAAACCGAAGAACCCUAGAAUCCUAUGUCUCCACGGGUUCAGAACCAGCGGUCGGAUUCUCCGUGCGAUUAUUACAGAUAAAUGGCCGGACACAAUUCUCCGGAAUCUCGAUCUUGAUUUCCUUGACGCUCCUUUUCCGGCCACCGGAAAAUCAGACGUCGAACGUCUCUUUGAUCCACCGUAUUACGAGUGGUACCAGGCUAAAAAGGGAUUUAAGGAAUACAGGAAUUUUGAAGAGUGUUUGGCUUAUAUAGAGGACUACAUGAUAAAGAAUGGUCCUUUUGAUGGUCUUCUUGGUUUUUCUCAGGGAGCUUUUCUAACUGCGGCUCUGCCCGGAAUGCAGGAACAGGGAACGGCUCUAACUAAGGUGCCAAAAGUCAAGUUUUUAGUGAUAAUAUCCGGAGCAAAAAUUCCAGGGUUGAUCUUUGGGGUGCCUAAAGCUGCUGUUAAUGCAUUCUCAUCUCCAGUUCGUUGCCCUUCACUCCACUUUAUUGGUGAGAGGGAUUUCCUGAAGACAGCAGGUGAAGCUCUUAUACAAUCAUUUGUAGAGCCAGUGGUGAUCCGUCAUCAAAGUGCACACACGAUACCGAAACUUGAUACUAAAGCUAAGGAGACGGUGUUGAGCUUCUUCCAGAGGAUUAGGCAGAUACUUUCUGAUGACUCAGGUCCUGUAAGAAGCUUGAUGUGAUAGAGAGCUGCUCAAAUCAGUUUCUUUUAGACUAGAAAAUGAUCUUGAAAUUAUAUAUUUGUGAGAUGUGAUUAAUUCUUCUGGAUUUGUCUGUCCGGUUUAGUCUUUAAUCCAGGGAUACAAUUCAAUAAACGUAAAUGAUUAAAUAUUCUAACCAAAAUGGAUGUGCCCAUUAUACUUA